AUGGACGUGUCCAAACUCAAGGUCGUGGAAUUACGGGACGAGCUGUCCAAGCGGGGCUUGGAUACUAAAGGACUCAAGAAAGACCUUGCGGAGCGGUUGACGUCUGCGAUCGAGGCGAAUGGCGAUGACGCAGGCAACGACGAGGGCGAGGGGCAGGGCGACAUGCAGGAGGAGGUGCAUGGAAUUCAGGAUGGUGAAGAGGGUGAUGGGAAGGAUGGGAAGGAGGAUGAGGACGACGACGCGGUCAUGACUGAGGAGACCAAGGCCGACCCAAUGGACGACCCAACGGAACCUGUCGAACCUGUGGACAAUGAUACCUUGGCAUCUGAAGACGCGACGCUGGACGACGCAACUCUGGACGAUGCGACUCCAGACGACUCCUCCAACGCGCAGAAGGAAGGCAUGGUCGUCGACCAGGACGCGCAUGACGCGCAGAACUCGCAGGACUCGAAGAAUGACUCGAUGGCCGUCGACGUAGCUCCUUCCACUUACCCCCUUCCACCUUCCCUCACGCACCUGACCUCAUCCUACGCCCCCAGCAAGAUCCUGUACAUCUCCAACCUGCGCCGUCCCCUCCUCUUGAGCGCCUUACACUCCUAUCUCACGCCCACCACUCUCCCAAACUCCCCGUCUCUGCCCUUCGCACACGCAGACUAUCCCGGCCUGUGGCUGAGCGGUGUAAAAGACCACGCUUAUGCCGGCUACGACUCCCCCGAGACGGCAUUGGAAGUCGCAGCCAGAGUGCAUGGGCAAGUGUGGCCGGAUCGGGGGGCGGAGUUGGAGGUACAGUUUGUCGAUCCGGCCCAGGUUGAGGGACUCAUGGAGAAGGAGGAGGUCGCGUGGGGUAGCAGGCAGCGACUCGUGCUCGCUGUCGAGCGGGAGGGGGACGAGUGGAAGUUUGACGUCGUACCGCCCACCGCGGAGGGGCGGCGCUCGGGACUUGCCAAUGUCCCACCAGCCGUCGUCAACGCCAACGCCACCGCGACCGACCCGGUCGAUCGGCGUGGUAGCCAGGACGCCAAGCCUCUCGCGAACCGUCUUGUGAACCCCCUCACAGAGAAGGACAAGGACAAGGAGAAAGAGAAGGAGAACGAAAAGCUCGGCCGUAUCCGCCGUACCCGCGCCCAACCCUCCCUCGAGUUCCGUGAAGGCCCAGGUGCGCCAGAACGUAAACGGCGAGGCAAUAGAGGUGGCCGCGGACGGCGGCGUGGACGCGACCAGGGCGACAACUACAAUCCCAGUGGACGCGACCGCCAACAGGGUGCAGGAGACAGCUAUCACUUCGGACCGGAGCGGCGCGAAGAGUGGGGCCGCGCGCGCGAGUGGGGCCGCGCAGUUGAUCGCGCCGAUAGGUAUGUCCCUGGCGGCGGGCGCGAUCGGUCACCCCGUAGGGAGACCCAGGAUAGGUACGGAGACCGUGGAGCGAGGCGGGGUGAUCGUUGGCGGCCGUAG
Messenger RNA from Cutaneotrichosporon cavernicola, 1452 nucleotides. RefSeq lists its product as uncharacterized. The transcript is spliced from 2 exons. Lineage: Eukaryota; Fungi; Basidiomycota; Tremellomycetes; Trichosporonales; Trichosporonaceae. The record is from RefSeq and is a predicted model, not a curated record. The coding region runs from base 1 to 1452 and encodes 483 amino acids.